AUGGUCAAUGUGUUCCGUCCGAAUGACUGUAAUAGCUCAAACACUGAGAAUGGAAAGACAAAUCAUACAGAAGCCAAGAAGAACAUCUUUAAGAAUGUUCAAAGUCUUUUUAGUUUAAAAUCAAAAAUAAAUCAUUCGAAAUAUGAGUCUACACACAAGAAAGCCCAAAGCGAUAUUUAUGAUCAACCUCAACUAGAACCUGCCUCUUCACCAUUUCAAUUCACAAAUGAUACACCAGAGCUUUAUUUAAAUAUUCAAAAUACAAACGAACCUACAGAUGAUCGUUUUAGUGUAUUUCCUAUGGAAAAUAAUUUAUCAAAAUCUGUUAAUGGACCCCGAUUUGUACAAUCCCAUGAUGACUUUGAUCUAGCAUUAAAAGUACCUGAUCUAGAUAACCAUGUCUCAGAAUCUAACUUCAGAAGUUCUCGAUAUGACAGCAAAAGUUCCAUUGAUUCGGACACACGUUUUCUAAAGAUGGACUGCUCACAAAGACGGAACAGCUCUACCAGUAAUUCCUCUUUCUCUGGCCGAGUUUCCAGAUCUCAAACAAUCAGAGAAGAACGCAGAAAUAGGAGCGAAAGCGGCAGAAGAAUCAAGACUCUGUAUGAACUAGAUCAAAACAAAAAUCUGGAUAUAUCUGAAAAGGUAGUGACCCUCUCUAACAACUUUUAUCAAAGUAAAUUAACUGAGAGUCAGAUAAAUAUUUUCCAAAAAGAGGAAUGUUCAAAUCCUCUAUUUCCUCGUAUUUCUGCUGAGUCAUUAUCUCAAAUAAUAUUGAAUAAUACUCAUCAACCACACUAUAAAUCAUACCAUAUAAUUGAUUGCCGUUUUGAGUAUGAGUAUCAAGGUGGCCAUAUAAAAAAUGCCAUUAACAUUAACUCCAAAGACGACAUCGAGAAACAAUUUUUACAGAAAUAUAUUGAAAUGCCGGCGUUACUUAUAUUUCACUGUGAAUUCAGCAACCAAAGGGGUCCUAAUUUGGCUUCCCACUUGAGGAACUGUGAUCGAAUUUUGAAUUAUGAAAACUACCCAGAUCUGUGUUUUCCAGAUAUAGUUAUUUUGGAUGGUGGUUAUGAGAAGUUUUACAGUAAGUUCCCUCAGUUGUGCUUCCCAAGGGCAUAUACGAAGAUGGAUUCUGUGGAAAAUCUCCACCAUUAUGAAAAAGAAUUAGAUAAAUUCAGAAAGGACAAAAGACGUGUUACGACUAGAAAUAAUUCAUUAAUGAAAUUGGCAUCCAUUUCAUCCUACCACAGCCUAGUCGACGAGGAUAAUAUUCCGAACAAAGAGCAUGCUCCAACGAAAUCUCACGGUAAGCUAAUGUUUGAAGGAUUGCCGAGACCUCCUUCAGUAAAAAAUCACGGACCAUUAGUCUCAAGGUCUAGUGCUUCAUCUAUGUCAUCCUUGGGCCUAGAAGCCCCACCUAAAUUGGGCCUCGCUAAGUAUAUGGAUGUUAACUCCUUCAAUAGUGUCGGAUCCAGUGAUGCUGAAAGUUAUUCAUCUCGAAUGAGUCGGAAUAAUUCAUUCUCUGGUAGUGUACAAAGUGGUAAAACGUGCAAUCAGAGUAUAGACAGUGCUGGCACAACUCCAUGGAUGUUAGAAUAG
Messenger RNA from Nakaseomyces glabratus, 1602 nucleotides. It is a transcript of the gene MIH1, whose product is annotated as putative tyrosine protein phosphatase MIH1. Gene Ontology annotation, cellular component: cytoplasm; nucleus. Gene Ontology annotation, biological process: protein dephosphorylation; positive regulation of G2/M transition of mitotic cell cycle; positive regulation of G2/MI transition of meiotic cell cycle. Lineage: Eukaryota; Fungi; Ascomycota; Saccharomycetes; Saccharomycetales; Saccharomycetaceae. Gene Ontology annotation, molecular function: protein tyrosine phosphatase activity. The record is from RefSeq and is a predicted model, not a curated record.